Molecule: messenger RNA, 1110 nt
Organism: Schistocerca serialis cubense
Lineage: Eukaryota; Metazoa; Arthropoda; Insecta; Orthoptera; Acrididae
Product: CAR1 transcription factor-like
Exons: 2
Coding region: 1-1110 (369 amino acids)
Molecular function (GO): RNA binding
Source: RefSeq, a predicted model, not a curated record
AUGGAUGUGUGUGAAGACAGCUCUGCAGCUAACAACAAUGCUGUACUGAGUGCCAAUGGUGAGGACAAGGCUGACAUUUUUGAUGGGGGUGACUUGCUCGCCAGUGGAAGUACAAACUCGGACACUGGUAAUAAUCUGUAUAAAAACAAAAUGAGGGAUAACAAGAAUGCAGUUGGAGGUCAUCUUUCUCUCAGUAGCAACAGUGUGUUAACUGGUAACAAUACAAGUAUUAACAAUAUGCUUAGCAGCAGCACUGUCAUAGGCAAUUUUACAGCCAAUAGCGUGUUUGGAAACGGUGGUAACAAUGGUAUGUGUGCUGGAAAUCUCGCAAAUGAUACUAAUAGAUUUACACCUCAUGACUUACACAGUAACAAUUCUGCGUUUAAUAUCAGCAAUGCAGUGAAUUGUGGUACCAGACGGACCAUUAUUAAUCUUAGUGGCAGCAAUGGUCAAUCGAGGGAUGGCAUGGCGACGGAUACUACUCUGUUACAAGCUGUUAUCAAUAUCAGUGAGACCAUCAGCACAGGACAAAACGUCCCUGUAAAUGGUGACAAUAUGAGCAAUAAUGAUGUUCAGAUGCUCGAUAAGGUAACGUCUGGAAAUGAACUUCAUGAGGAUGCUUUAAUGGAUACUCAAGAUAUUGCACACAACAACAGUCUACGCAACAAUGAAUGUGAAAGUGCAUUGUUGUGUGAUAGCGGAAUAAAUGGCAUGCACAUCAUCUCUGGAGGCGUGGGUUUACCAGUCAGCAACAAACCUAUGCAGGAAAUACCUGAUAGCACACAUAGUGGAGGCGGCGGAUCGGACGUUGGAGAGGACGGCGCUCCAGCAUCCCCGGCCUCGGGCGACAGUGAAGACCGCGCGAGUGACAAUACCAACAAUGGCGACAACAAUGGAGGUGGUUUGCGUGACGUCAUCAAGCUGUUCGUGGGCCAGAUCCCGCGCUACCUGGACGAAACGCACCUGCGACCCAUGUUCGAACAGUUCGGGGAGAUUUACGAGUUUGCCGUGCUGAGGGACAAAUUCACCGGUAUGCACAAAGAGGACGAGAACAGUUCCAUUCUUGAAGUUCGUUGUUCAAACAUUGUUGUCAGCAACGUGUACAAGUAG